Messenger RNA from Linum trigynum, 7559 nucleotides. The record is from the annotation of a GenBank genome assembly. Lineage: Eukaryota; Viridiplantae; Streptophyta; Magnoliopsida; Malpighiales; Linaceae.
GAUAUGAAUAACCUAGUACCAACUUUCUGAUAACUGAUUAGCAUUGAUUGUUAAUUGUCAACGGUGAAUGAGUUGAUCGCUGAAUAAAACAGCAAAACACUUACAAACAAGGAAUUAGUAUAGUAAUAAUACUAUUAGUUAUGAACCUGGAGGUCCCAAGUUCGAAUCUCUUGCAUAAUACCUAAUAACAAAAAGCAAUCUAUAUCACCCCUUAUAAAAAAAACAAUUGCUAAAGAGCUUGUCUUCUUCUCUGAAGCUUCUCGUAUCUGUUGGUGGAGAAUAAAUGUGUUGCUGCAAAUUCGGUUGGCUAGUUGGUUUGCGAAGACUUAGUUCUUCUGAUGCUUUCAAAGCAUCUAACACACCACUGCAAACAUGGUGGAUUGAAGUAUCGAGCUACGAGCCUGCGACCUUUGAUGUAAUUAGGUGGGCAAUCGAUUCGGUAAACUCGAAUCGAACCGAAAUUGAAUUAAACUGAAUCGAACCGAAAUCGAAAUAAUGUUAUUCGGUUCGGGAGGGAAAUAUGGAUAUUUCAGAAACCAUAGUUCUUUCAACCGAACCGAAUUUUUGAUAAAAAAAACCGAAAUAAAUAAUUGUAAGCUUCAAAUGGUGGUUUUUUUUUAUUUUUAUGUUUGUAGUUGUUUUUAGACUUAAAUAUUUGAAAUAUUUAUGACUUAUGUGUUGAAAAGUUUGAUUUUUCAUUGAUGAUGCAUAUAAUUGUAUAUUUAUUGUUUAUAUUAGGGGUGAAAAAUAAUUUAAAAGUGAGAAGAUACAAGUAGCCUCACAAAUUCAAUUUUGUGUGAAAAACGAACCGAACCAAAUUAUAAUUCGGUUUAAACUGACUUAAUCGAAUUAUAAUUCAGUUCGAAUUCGGUUUGAGAGAAUUCGAGGACCUGGUAUUCAUAAUUUCAGUUCGGUCGAAAUCGAACCGACCGAAUGCCCACCCCUAGAUGUAUUGCAUAUCUACUAGCGGUAAUAUUUCAUUAGUAUUAGGCGUUUGAAAUGAUCGUAAUAGGCAGUGUUAUUAAAACCGAGCCGCUCGGUCCGACCGGUAAAACUGCCACCCCGGUGACAAAAUCGGCUCGGAACAGUCUAAAAGCCGCUCCGGUUUUAUGUAGCGGUUGAUGAGCGUCCGAGGCGGUUAACCGCUCAAGCCGCUCGUCCGAGUUUUGCCAUUCAGCCGUUAAAUUUAAUUAAAAAAAAUUGCAGAAAAUUAAAAAUUGAAAUAAACCAAAAACGUCGGGUUCUCAAACUGAAUCCUUAUUUCCAUUUCACAAUUUCGAAGGAAAGAGACGAGCUCUGAUUAAGAAAUGUCCACUAUUUAUACUGAUAAAGUUUGUUAGGUACCGGUUCUCUAACGGUUUUUAAACGGUCUAAUGUCGGUUGGACCACUAAAGUGCGAGCCGUUCGCAUUAUCGAGUCAUAAUUCGAUUCGGUUCCGAGUAAUAGGAACCCAUAUCUACUAGCGGUAACAUCUAAUUAAUUGAAGAAAGUCGCCCCUCAAUUAACUCAUAGUUGAUGUUAAUUUGAUGGUGAACUCUAACAAACAGAGUUGCAUAUUUUAUAUUUUUGUUUUUGUUAUAGAUAAUCUUAUCCUAGUUACCAUAUUCUUCGCCAACUGAUUUAUUUUCUUCUCUCAACAACACCUUCUUGUUCCCCGCAUUAAUUAUCGUGGAUUGAAUGUUUAAAGUUUCCACCACAACAACCUUGUUCUUCAUGCAUUGUGCGUUGAUCCCUGUGUAUAAAUUCAUAACCAAAACCCUAACACAUUAUCAUCACGAUCACCUCGCACAUUGAAGCAAACAAGAAGAUCGAAAAAAGGGAAGGAUAACGAUGGUGCAAAAGGGCGGUGUUGCUGUAAUCUGGCUCCUGCUCUUGUCAACACUGCUUUCCCAAGUGUUGGUCCAGGCAUAUAAUUUCUUCCCAAAAACGAAGGUGGUUAUGUUUAACCAAAUCGAAGGAGGGCCGAAACUGAUGGUUCACUGCAAGUCCAGGCAAGACGAUCUGGGAGUGCGCUGGUUGGACCCAGGAAAGAGUUUCGAGUGGUCCUUCCACCCGCACUUUUUUGCAAAGACUUUGUACUUCUGCGCCUUCCGCUGGGAGCACGGAGCUCAUCUUGUUUGGUUCGACAUCUAUAAACAACAGAGGGACGAAGAAGUGUGCAAACAGUGUCAAUGGGCCAUCAGGAGAGAUGGACCGUGCUUGGCCGUAUCGGGUUCCGAAAUGUGUUAUCACUAUAGGGACCAUCUUCAGUAAGACAACGAGCUCUUCUAGGCACACUAUAGGUGAUCAAGUUCAUUUUGGGUUGGACACAAAUUUUUGUGAAUAAUUAGUUAUGUUGCAUUGCAUAUAGUGUGGGAUAGGAUGUUGUUAGCUCUAUCUAUAACUAGGAAUAUGGUUUUGAUGCUUUUAUUGGGAGACCUGAUGGAAGUGGAAUAAAAUGAAAGCUAUUCUUCUUCUUCAUUAAUAUCUUUAUUAUAAUCUUGGUUAUUACUAUUAAAUUUUUAAUUUUGGUCACUGAGAUUACAAAAAACGUUCAAGUUUGGUCACUCGAAAUAUUUAAAUCCAUUGGUGGUACUUCAGUUUACUGAAACCGUUCACGUUUGGUCACUCUCCAUCCAACUCCGUUAACUUUGGCUGAUGUGGCAGUCAGCUCUCAAAGUUGACCGUUAACUUAGUGACGUGGCAUUUAAAAAAUUAUUAAAAAAUACAAGGACAUAUUUGAUAUAAAAAAUAGUAAAUGGGCAUAUUUGAUAAAACUACAUAGUAUAGUAGAGUAACAUACUAUACUUAUAAUGUUAUCAACUUUGUUUUUGGACUAAUAUGUUAUUAACUAACAUAAGAAAACAGGCCUUAUUCCGGUCGGACCAUACUGAUGAAAACUCAGUGCAACAUUAUCAACCGGUUUGACAACCUUGGGUUUGGGUAGUAGAUUAGGUAAGAACUCACCUAACCUUGCGCUGAUCUCCCUCUUCGUUUCAAGUUUCAACCCUGUCUUGUCAUCUACACCGCCGGAUCAAUCUCUUUGCACUCUUCUCAUAAAAUUUCUGAUUUGGCUUCUCCUCUUCUAAUUUCUAAAUUUAUACGUUUCCGGUCGCCGGUCUCGAGUUCUUAGUGAUCUCAUUAAUCGCGACAGUGUGAAAUCUGUCCUCUUCUUUCAGAUUUUACAUUACGUUAGAAACAUCGCCGGCCACCUACCAUACCAAUUACCAACCCACCUUUCUGAAGAUUCCGGCGACCUUGAUCUGAUCCUCCGGCAACCCACGAAAACUCCAAUGGCUACCAUUUCCAAGCUCUCCUCCAAUCUUCACCAUCCCCUCCAAUCAUCUUCCCAUCCCAACUCGCCAUCUCCCUUCUCCAACAUUUCCUUCCUCCCCUUCCAAACCCCCAACCGGUCUUCUUCUUCCUCGCCUUCGCCUUCUCUCCGGCUCGUUUUCUCCGGCAAGCCCUCGACGCCCUCUUUCCUAGUUAGGUGUGCUGCUUCAGCGGGGAAUGGGAGCCCUGCCAAGAGAACCACUCUUCAUGAUCUCUAUGAAAGGGAGGGUCAGAGCCCUUGGUAUGAUAAUCUCUGCCGCCCUGUCACCGAUCUCAUCCCUUUGAUUGAGACUGGUGUUAGAGGCGUCACUAGCAACCCUGCGAUUUUCCAGAAGGCUAUCUCAUCCUCCAAUGCCUAUAACGAUCAGUUCAAGGAGCUUGUACAGUCAGGGAAAGACAUUGAAAAUGCGUAUUGGGAACUCGUAAUCAAGGAUAUUCAGGACGCGUGCAAGCUCUUUGAGUCUAUCUAUGAUCAAACGGACGGCGCUGAUGGCUAUGUCUCAGUUGAGGUUUCGCCUAGACUAGCUGAUGAUACCCAAGGGACCGUCGAGGCAGCGAAAUGGCUGCAUAAGGUGGUAGAUCGUCCCAAUGUGUACAUCAAGAUUCCUGCUACUGCUGCAUGUGUGCCCUCCAUUAAGGAUACGAUCUCACUUGGUAUCAGUGUGAACGUGACUCUCAUAUUCUCUCUCGCUAGAUAUGAAGCGGUCAUUGAUGCUUACUUGGAUGGCCUCGAGGCAUCUGGCCUAAGUGACCUCUCUAGAGUGACGAGUGUUGCUUCCUUCUUCGUAAGUAGGGUGGACACUCUCAUCGACAAAAUGCUAGAGAAGAUUGGGACUCCAGAGGCACUUGAUCUCCGCGGAAAGGCCGCAGUAGCUCAAGCAGCUCUGGCAUACCAGCUGUACCAGAAGAAAUUCUCUGGCCCGAGAUGGGAGGCCUUGGUGAAGAAGGGUGCCAAGAAGCAGAGGCUGCUGUGGGCAUCAACUAGCGUGAAAAAUCCUGCCUACUCUGAUACUCUAUAUGUGGCACCCCUUAUUGGACCAGACACGGUCACAACCAUGCCUGAUCAAGCACUUCAGGCAUUCGUCGAUCAUGGAACCGUUGGGAGGACCAUCGAUUCUAGCGUAUCGGAAGCUGAAGGAAUAUAUAGUGCUCUGGAGAAGCUGGGCAUUGACUGGAGCCAGGUAGGCGAUCAGCUGGAGGCAGAAGGAGUGGAUUCAUUCAAGAAGAGCUUUGAGAGUCUGCUGGACACCCUGCAAGAAAAGGCCAACUCCCUUAAACUUGCUAGCAUGUAAACUGGAAAUUAGCAGUCAUAUUGAGUUGUUGAUUGAUCUUUAGUUGCCAGUUUUCGGUAACGAGAACUUCGGUCUGUUGCAUCAUUGAGGUCGUGGAUUUGGCGUGCGUGGGUCUGCACUAUAUGUUUUUACAAUAAAUGUGCGUAAAUCGAUCGAUAAAUGCUCGUAGAACUUUUAUUCUUCCUUCCCUGUCUUCUUCAAAAAUUUCCAGGGCACUAAUGGAAGAAUGGUGAGUAAGUAUUAUUACCAUGUACAUAAGAACUGGACCACAGCUAGCAGAGGUCCGGAUAAUAUAUACAGGUCAGGACUCAGGACCAUAUAUUCAUCCAAUCUGGAAGGACGUCCAAUCUUUCCUUUUUCCGUUUAUGGUAGAAACAAUCUUUCCUUUUUAACAAACACAACCUUCAUCAUUAGGAAAUAAUGAUCUGCGACUCUGUAGAGAGUUGUCACGAUGUCAAUUGAACUUAAUCCUAAACUACAUGCAUAGUUAAUUUUUGGCAAAAUACAGCUGUAUAUCCACAACUAUCAGGUUUGUGACAAAUAUAUCCAUAACUAUCGAAAUACACGAAAUAUCCAUUUCCGUCCACUCCGUUAACUCCGUCAGUUAACUUGAUGACUGGACAGACGGUGGAUUCUUAGUUGGCAUGCUUCUGGCCCCACUAAAUGAUGUGGAUUAAAAGAGAAAAAAAAUUAGGCAAAAUACAGUUGUAUAUCCACAACUAUAAGGUUUGUGACAAAUAUAUCCACGACUAUCGAAAUACACAAAAUAUCCAAAAAUCGGAAGGUUGUGUAACAAAUCUAUCCACUUUCGUCUGAAACUAUAACGACAUGUCAGACGACGUUAAAUUGACUAACAAAAUGCUGAAUCGAUGCCAUCUCACCUUCCAUAAGCCAAAAAGCAACCUAACUUUACACCGUUAUCUGUUAGACCUCGAUGUUGUAGUCUUCUCUGUUGGCGAUUUGGUUAGAUUCAAACUUGGUAUUACCAUGGCACCGACUGCAUGGAAGCCGUUGGAGUAAAAGGGAGGCAAUGGUUCGGGAUUGUGGUUGGAAUCAAAAUCUGGGCUUGGGAUAGGGUUAUUUGGGGGUGGAGGCGUCGAUCGGAGGAAAUCAGUGGUUAUCGGGCGUGUUUCUAGGUUGAAUUUUUAGUCUCGCUGUCUGUGGUUUUUAGGGUUUUUAAUUUUUUUUUUUCUCUUUUAAUCCACGUCAUUCAGUGGGGUCAGAAACACGUCAACUAAGCAUCCACCGUUUGUCCAGUCAUCAAGUUAACUGACGGAGUUAACGGAGUGGACGAAAAUGGAUAUUUCGUGUAUUUCGAUAGUUGUGGAUAUAUUUGUCACAAACAUGAUAGUGGUGGAUAUAUUUGUCACAAACCUGAUAGUUGUGGAUAUACAGCUGUAUUUUGCCUUUAUUCAACUAGCCUAUUUGGCAUCUACGUGUAAAGUUUGGUUGCUUUUUGGCUUAUGUGUCAGGUGAGCUGGCAUCGAUUCAGCAUUCCGUUAGUCAAUUUAACGCUGUCUGACACGCUGUUAUAAUUUCAGACGGAAGUGGAUAGAUUUGUCACACAACCUUCCGAUUUUUGGAUAUUUCGUGUAUUUCGAUAGUUGUGGAUAUAUUUGUCACAAACUUGAUAAUUGUGGAUAUACAGCUGUAUUUUGCCUUAAUUUUUAUGGACAGGAGUCAGAAUACAGUAGCACAUGUGUUGGCUCGAGGAGCUCCAGAAUGGGAUAGUGAAUUAAUUUGGUUUGAUAGCCCUCCGGGGAUUAUUGUAGCUCAGCUGGAGCAAGACACUCUUCAUAGCCUGACAACAUAAUAAUAUUCAUACAGGUUUACGUAAAAAAAAAAUUAUGGACAGAGAAUCACGGAGUGCAACUUAUCAAAUUAGUGAUGUCAAUAGGGCGGGAAAUGGCGGGUAGCUCAAUACUUAUAUCUGUAUGCACUAAGUAUGAAUUGGAUAAGGUAAUAUCCUGAAUAAAGAGUUCGCCUCUCUCUCUAAAAUUCAAAACGCUCUCUCCUCUCUCUAAAAGUCCCUUCUCACUUUCUCAGCUCCUCCUUGAGGGUUGCUGGCCUGCUGCCGGUAACGUCCUGUGGCGGCCCUCCCUUCGUCCUUCCUUUGUAUGCUCAUUUUUUCCAGUAUAUGCGCUUUUCUUUUUCUGUUUCCAGUCCCCUUUGUGGGUUUUCCUUAUCCCCUCGUGGGUCUUUUCCUUGUUCUGUCUCAUGGGAUGGAUCUUUCCUCGUUCAAGUUUUGUUCUAAUUUUCAGAUGUUGGAAGCUUGGAGCUUUUGGUCCAGUUGCAGAGGGGGUUGUUGAUUUUUCUCCAACUCAUCUUCUUUACAUGAAUCUUUCAUCUACCUCCUUGUUUCAUCCAACAAAUCACGAUGAUCCGGACAUGCAGUAGUCUUCCUUUGUGAAUCAGCUCGGAUGCGGUUCUUGGAAUCGAAGAUGGGGACUCCUCACUCAGAGAUCGUUGCAUGCUUUGUUUCUGGGUUCUGCCAAGUCCUUCGGUGGUCUUCUCCUUGUUGAGGGUGUUUCUUUGUCAUCAUCCACGGCUCGUCUCGGCUGGGUUUGCAGUUCCCCUUGUUUUCCUGGUCGACAACUUCUUUUGGUCUUGGCAGUGUGUUCUUCUCGGCAGCGGCGACGAUCUCUUUAUGGGGUUUCAUUUCAGAUAGGGUUAUGAUUGGUUUUCCUCCAUGUGGGCCUCCAUUGUGAGUUUUCUUGUGUAUUUUCUGAUUUGUGGUUGGCUUACAUGUUUUGGGCCUCUCCUUUUGCCUUAUUUGAUUUGAUUGUCUUUCCUUGGACCUAGUCCAAAACUCUAUAAUUGUUUCUCAGUUAAUGAAACUGUGUUUGUACAAAAAAGGAUAAGGUAAUAUCCAUGUAGGUACGAGGCGCGGUGGCCGACCCAUUUACAAGAACACACAGGAAAACAGUUCAAUAUUAAUGAAUGAGAAAUAUAGGC